Oncorhynchus keta (chum salmon) is the source of this 2388-nucleotide messenger RNA. Its product is annotated as androglobin-like. Lineage: Eukaryota; Metazoa; Chordata; Actinopteri; Salmoniformes; Salmonidae. The coding region runs from base 451 to 2118 and encodes 555 amino acids. The record is from RefSeq and is a predicted model, not a curated record. The transcript has 14 exons.
UGGAGUGUUUUUUUUCUCUGCAAGAAUGUAAGUGUAUGUGUAACUACUGUGUGUAUCAUUGUGUGUUGUACAGAUUGUGAGGCACCAGAGGGUUGGGGCAGCAGGAAGCCCACCGAGCAGGAAAUCCAGGCAGUCAGGAUCCUCCAGGCCGGCUUCAAGGGACAUCUAGUCCGCGAGAUCCUCAAUGCUACUAAACCAGGCACAAAGGAGAAUCUCAGUGCCUCAAAGACACUUCAGGAGAUUUGGGCUAGUGUGGAAUCGGAUGCAGAGAAACACGCAGUGUCUUUAUUGAGGUACAUCUUCAGUAAUGAUGAGAGGACAGCUGAACUGUACCCCUGUCAGGAGGAUGAGUGGACCAGAAUCACAUUCACCGACUACUCUGUCCCUCUGCCUGAACUGGCCAACUCCUGGCUACUGGUCUUCAGAGAGGUGUUCUUGGUGCCUAAAGAAAUGCUGCUCGUGGCUAAGGUCUACUCCCCAGUCUCCUCCUGUCUGCUCCACGUCAUAGACAACAACACGGGAGAGGAGCUACCCAGAGUCUUCCAGAGAGUAGAGCCCCACGUCUACCAACACAACCAGCGUGGAUACACCUUUGUGGCGGAGGCCCACACCCCUGACACACCCCUCGUGGGGGCCAAGUGGAGGAUGCGUCUGAUUGGCUCAUGUGAUCUUCCUGACCUGGCACGAGAGGCUCCACUCAACAACUUCUCUGUGAAGGAAUUCAGGGAUUACUACAUUCCCAAUGACAGGAACGUCAUCUGCAGGUAUUCUGUGAAGGUGACCGCGGACCACGCCGGUACGGUCCAGUUCCAGACGUCCAAACCGGAUGUUCACAUCCGCCUCUCCGUUCUGGACCAUGAGGAAGUGGUGGCUAGUAACACUGGGAAAGGACACGUGGUCAUCCCGGUAUACCACUUCCAUCCUAGCAAUCCCGCCUCCUGCGGACCCCCCCAGGCGGAUGGAAAGCAGAGUCAGGAAGAGGCCAGAGUGAUUGGCUCUACCCAGGGAGGAGGGGGCCAGGAAGGCAUGGCCAUGGAGACUCCCCACCUGACCGACCAGACCCAGAACCAGCCUCACGCCCAGACCCAGCCGCCCAUGGAGACUAUGGGCCAUAAGUACAUAGUGGUGGCGGAGGUGUUGCAUAAGAGCUGGGCUCUCGACAACUCUCAGAUGGCCUUCGUCCAUACGCUCAGGGAGCUGGAGAGGAACGAGAUGAAAGUGCACGGGGAGAAGCAUGAGGACCCGGCAACUCCGGUCAGUGGUGAAGCCCAGAGCAGCGAAGGCCAGAAGUCAUCCACCCCCAAGGGCAGUCGCAAGGGCAAAGGUGACAAGGACAAGGACAAACCCCCAGCCAAGCCUGGCUCCAGGAUGGAAACGAGCCUGGAUCAGUCGAAGCCUUACUGGACGCUGCGUGUGGUGAGUGACCAGUGUGAUGCGGAGGUAAUUGAGGUGAGGAAGGACACAGAGAGACUGGAUGAAAUCAGAGCUAUGAAACAGGCCUGGGAGACCGCUGAGCCUGGCAGGUGUAUCAAGGCCCUCCAGUCCAGACUACAGUUCAUUAACAAACUCCUAAGUGGGGCCAAUGCAGACACACCCACUGAUGGAACAGAGAGUGGAGAGCCAGCUAUCCACUCCCAGUCUCCUGAUGCUCAUAUGAGUCCGUCCAAUCAGGAGCUGGCUCUCCUCAGCCAACCAGAUCCCUCCCAGCACCACUUACCUAUGGACUACACCCCCUUCAUCAGGAGGCAGCAGGAGGUUCCUGUUCUGAAGGACCAGGUGAUGGAGGAGGCCCAGCGGAGGGAGCGUUUCGAGCAGAUCCAGGGCUUCAGGUUGGUCAGAGACACUGUGCUGGAACACCGCAGGCAGGAGCAGGCUAACAGGAAGGAGCUCAAGAGACGCCAGCUGGAGAUGUACGACGGCCUACAGGUGGCGCUGGGAGUGCAGCGUCAGAAGGUGCUGGCGGCCCGGGAGGUGUUCCGAAACCGGCUACUGGAGGCGGAGCUUCAUCGUCAGGAGGAGGAAGAGAUGGCUCUGGAGGCCGCUAGGCAGGUGGAGCUUGAGAAGAACGCCGCCCAGCAACCCAGCAAGCAGGCCAAGAGUGCCAGCAAGAAGAAGUGAUCCCAUUGGGUACGCCUUGACUGUCCCCAACUCCUCCUUGAUUGUCAGCCAAUCUGAGUCCGUCGUUACGAUAUAGAGCAAUAUUUAUAGAGAGCAAUAUUCACCUAAAGUUUUUUUACUUCAGUGUUUAGAAAAUAUUAUUUUAUUGCAAAUAGUACUAUUCACAUGUAUUUGUUAUUCCAGUCUCAUUCUGAUAGUGCUGCAAUGGUGUCUGUUCUUUCUGUCUGUCAUUAAAACACCGUGUCAGCUGUCUGGAGGACUCAAACCUUA